Molecule: messenger RNA, 3634 nt
Organism: Pezoporus flaviventris
Lineage: Eukaryota; Metazoa; Chordata; Aves; Psittaciformes; Psittacidae
Product: GTP-binding protein Di-Ras1
Exons: 3
Coding region: 473-1414 (313 amino acids)
Biological process (GO): signal transduction; zinc ion transmembrane transport
Cellular component (GO): plasma membrane
Molecular function (GO): GTP binding; GTPase activity; zinc ion transmembrane transporter activity
Source: RefSeq, a predicted model, not a curated record
CCUCAGUGCCAUGGGUUAGGAGUGGCCUCGGCAGUGCUGGGAUAAGGGUUGGGCUGGAUGAGCUUAAAGGGCUUUUCCAACCUGGUUGAUUCUAUGAAUAUAUAUAUAUAAUAUAUAAUAUAUAUUUUCCUCUAUAUAGGGCCCUCUGCUUUAUAUCAUAUCUCUUCUUGCUGGCAUGGUUCAUUACAGCCUGCUAAGCCAAGCAGUACCUGUCCUAAGUCAAUUCUUUAUUACAGAAGGCUUUCAGGCUGGUGAAGCAGUCCAGACGUUGGCAGUGCUGAGUCCUGAACACUGGGCUGUUGGCAAGAGCAGGCAAGGAGAAACACAAGGGACUGAGUCCAGGAGCACUUUCCCCUUGAGGUCUGUCUGUGCCAUUGCCUGCUGAUGUGCCUGUUCUAAGGGCAGCUGGAGGGACCCCCACUAACUGCUGUCCCCAGGGCCACUGACCGAGGAGUGUUCCCCAGGAAGCACAAUGAAGAUUGUGGUGGCCAAAGUGCUGUGUCUCCUGGGCAUCUGCGUCCUCAUGCUGGUGGGGUCCCUCCUUCCUGUCAAGAUAAUCGAGGCUGAUUACGAGAAAGCUCAUCGCUCCAAGAAGGUUCUUGCCCUCUGCAAUUCUUUUGGAGGAGGAGUCUUCCUGGCCACGUGCUUCAAUGCUUUGCUGCCUGCUGUGAGAGAAAAGCUCAGUGAAGUUCUUAGGCAGGGGAACGUGACCACGGACUACCCGGCGGCUGAGACCAUCAUGAUGGUUGGCUUCUUUGUGACGGUCUUUGUGGAGCAGCUCAUCUUGACUUUCCAGAAGGAAAAACCUUCCUUCAUUGACUUGGAGACCUUCAAUGCUGGCUCGGAUGUCGGGAGUGACUCUGAAUACGAGAGUCCUUUCAUCGCCUCAUCCCGUGGGCGCCCGUUGUACAGUGAGCACAGUCACCACUCGCAUGGCCUGAACAUCCGGGAGCUUUCCAGCUCCAGCCCCAUACGGCUCAUUGGCCUGGGGUUUGCUUUGUGUACACACUCCAUCUUCGAGGGACUGGCCCUGGGCUUGCAGGAGGAAGGUGGCAAACUCAUGAGCUUGUUCCUAGGAGUUGCCAUUCACGAGACGCUGGUGGCAGUGGCAUUGGGCAUCAGCAUGGCUAAGUCCUCCUUGCCACUGAAGGAUGCUGUGAAGAUGGCUGUGACAGUGAGCCUGAUGAUUCCUCUGGGCAUUAGCAUUGGGAUGGGGAUUGAGAGCACCCAAAACGCAGCCAGCAACAUUACUUCCCUGCUGCUGCAAGGCAUCGCAGGGGGCACUUUCUUGUUCAUCACCUUCUUUGAGAUCCUUGCAAAGGAAUUGGAAGAGAAGAACAACCGUCUCUUGAAGGUUCUGUUCCUGGUGCUGGGCUAUGCGGCUCUGGCUGGGCUGGUCUUCUUCAAGUGGUGAACACAGAAGCAAUGGGAAACAAACCUCACCUCCUUCCCUUGCAAAGAGCACCAGAGAUGAGCUUCUCUUCAGCCAAGGGGGAUGCUGAAGCUCAAUGGCUCAGUGAAACAUCACAGUCCAGGUGGUAUUUCCAUAUUGACCUAAAGAAGGAGAAUUUCUUCCUGUGUGCUCAGAGGGAGAUAAGGAUGAGGAGUGUCCCAGUGUAGGUGCCACAGGUAUUGUCCCUCCUCCCCGGAUCUGCAGGCACAGCAGCUUGUGAAGAGAUUAGUUGAGACAAACAUUAAGAAUCGGAUUCUAAGGCUGCCUUCAAGGAGCUCAUCAAGCAUGUGGUUUCCUGUUAAUCUGCGCAGCCAGCCCCCUCCCUCCUUCCCAUCACACUCGUUACACAAUCUGGGGCUGAGACUCUGCUCCCUUCACUCUUUGGCUCUGAGAAGGUGAGAAACAGUAACAGCGAUACAGUCAAAAGCAAGUGUGGUCAUGGAUUGCACAGCUGCACUAAGCUGCUUUUGCUAGCUUAGUUUUGAGCAAUGCCUGGUUGUGAGAGCUGCCAAAAAUCAUCCCUUCUGGGCCCGUGGUGUGCCUGGUGCCACAGCUCCCCCCAACAGAGCUUCCAUCCUAAUCCAUGGUGACUCAGGAGCUUUUGUUUUGGACUCAUUAAUGGACAAAAUGAGGCCAGGUCCCUGUCCUGUGUUUCAUUCUCCACAUCUCACCCAUAUGAUGAGCAUUCCACAAGGAAAACCUCCAGCAGAGUGCUAAUGUACCAUUUGGAAAUCUUCCUGUCCCUGUCCAAAGGCCUUUCUACAGCCUUCCUGCAGCCUGGGAUCCACUCGUGUGUGAGGAACGAGCAGCAGCAAUUUCCAGCACUGAUAUUUUAAGGGCAAAUGCUUGUGGUGGAAUGGGUUUAGCAGCUGCCCUCAGACGUGGGUUUGUGCUCCCUGCCCUCGUGGCUGGCAGGCUCACGUGCCUGCGCUGCAUUACAGAGGCUUUGCAAGGCCAGCUCGUUGGAGUCUUCCAAAGCAAUCUCUUCCCUUGGGCUUUAGGAGGUUGUGGAAGGGCUGAUGGGAGGCAGUGCGCAGGAGCAGCUCUCCCCUGGCUCCAGAGCACGGCUCCAGGGAGGCUCAGCACGCUGUGCAUCCUGUUGUGAUCACUGGAUUUACCCUCCUGGCUGAAGAGCUCAGAUCAGAGCCUGGAGCUGGGAACUUGGCCUCCCCGCUGCCUCCUGCUGCUGUGACAGGAGUGAGCCUUUCCUUCUGCAGCAGCUUCCACAGGCAGAGCAGAGCUCGUUGGAAGUGCUGAUGGGAUUAUAACGGGCUUAGCUGUGGUGCUGUCCCUGUUAGUGUGAUCCAAAGUGGGAAGAAGGAUGGGUGAGACUGUGAAACAGCAUCUUGGAGGCAGUGGUUGGCACAGCUGCAGCAUAUGGAGGCUGAUGAGACUCAUCUGAGCACUUCCUGGUGCUAGCUAUUUUAAUUGCUACAACAUACCAAAGUCAAUUAAUCUUGCUUUGAAAAACCUGGAGUGCCAGGGGGAAGGGAGAGUUAUUUUAGGCCUCAGAUGGCAUAAGUGAGCAGGGCCUGAGGAGAACAUAAUAGGCCUGGAUGUGAUAAAGCUCUGUGUUACUUCACUUCUGCAGCCAGCUCACGUGGGCAGCGUGGCUCCUCUCGGGGGUCUCAGUGCUGGUGGCUGUCCUGGGACGCUUGCUGUGGGAGCACAGCGCUGACUGUCCCUCCUUGGGCACAGCCACUGUGGCUCUUAGUCGCUUGUAGGUGCUUUUUCCUAUACUGAGUAAAUGGAUGAAGGCCAGAAGGCAGGUGUAUCCCAGCACCCCAUUUCCCCUCUUCAUCUUCCUCAUCCUUCCUUGGGCCUGGCCCCAUCUGCGUUCAAGGGCUGAGGUACUAAAGCCAAGCCAAGCUGUUGAUGUGAGAUUUCUUAACCUGUGCCCAAGAGAUCAGUAGGGAUCCACUACUGGGGGCUGGGAUCAUGGAUCCCCCCAGCCCUCUCUGGGUCUGGGGUCAGUGUGACAGUUAGGGGCCAGGCUGGAGCCUCAGGUUAACACCCUUCUUCAGGUGGAGCUGGCAAGGGGGCUGAGCUGUCCCCCCUGUUCCUGCUACCCCGGAGGGGUUUAUUCACCUGUGAGUAGCAGAGUCCCAUGUUCCUGGGUUGGUUUAGGGGCAGAGGAGGACGAGCCCUAUCUGCUGCUCCCAAUAAAGCCUCUGGCCUCCA